Molecule: messenger RNA, 2168 nt
Organism: Rhipicephalus microplus (southern cattle tick)
Lineage: Eukaryota; Metazoa; Arthropoda; Arachnida; Ixodida; Ixodidae
Molecular function (GO): metal ion binding; mRNA binding
Source: RefSeq, a predicted model, not a curated record
CUGGUUCCUCCUCUCAUCAGGAUCCCACAAAAAUCAGCGCUUGCGCCAAUCUAGUCACUGUAGAGUUACUAGAAGGCGCGUCGGGUUCCAGUCGGCUGGUCGGGGCGGUGCACCGGAGACACGCAAAAGCUGCAGAAGCAACAAGCCCACACAAUGGGUAUUCCAGAGAAGCGCCCCCGCCCAAAGAAAGAUUUGCGCCGCCAUGUGUCGCUCAUGCGACAAGUGGCGAAGCAGGUGAUGAUCAACCGAGACCCGCACGAUGCCAGGCCGGUGCCCAGUCCACCCUGGUGGUCGACGGUGUUCUCGAGCCGCUACAAGACUGAGAUGUGUCAUCACCUGGAGGAGCAGGGCUUCUGUAGCUUCGGCGCCGGCUGCGUGUACGCGCACAGCGCCGCCGAGCUGCGGCCCUUGCCGCGCCACCCCAAGCACCGGUCGCAGCUCUGCAAGGACUUCCACGAAGGGGGCUUCUGCAGCUUCGGCGCACGCUGCAGCUUCAUACACACCAAGCGAGAGACGGCCGACAUCGUGGAGGAUGUGCUGAACAAAAUGCGAAUGGCACCUCCAAUGCCGGAGAACCCGAACACGGCCGCCACUUCUUCGUCUUCGACGGCGGGCUCGUCUGUAUUGGCAGCCAGCUGGAUCAGCUGCGAGCUGAGUGACAACGCGUCCGUCGCCGACACUGGCGGCGGCGAUGAUGUGACCGCCGGCACCGAUGUGGCGACCGCAGGUGCGACUUUAAAGGAUGACGCCCCCACACCCCGCAUCAAGAAGCGCAAGCGGCGGUCUCAGGGUAAAAAGAGCUCGUCCCUGGACCCUCGCUGGAAUCUUGGCCCCUGGAAGCGCGACGAGUCUGACAUCCCUCCCGUAACCCUUGAGCCAGGCCUGCUGGACGCACCGCUGGAACCCGACUUCCGAAGGCGCUGGAACUAUCGCUGGAGGGACAUGCCGUACCGACGCCUCGACGUCUUCGAGCAGAUCUGCCCACGCGACACCUGAACGAUGAGCGCAAUACUCAAGCGCUCGAUACACUGACGACACUUCUCCUGGCCAGUCUCUUCAGCGUGACGAAUAAUAUUGACGGCGUGCACACUGGUGUGCACCGACAUCUUAUUUACGUGAUCCGUCACAACGCUGAUUUAUGCAAAGCUGUUGACGGCACUUAUAUGCAUGCAGGAUGAAAUCAGCGUACGCUGUAACAACUAAUUCAUUUACACAUGAUUGUCUCACAGGUAUUGAGCACCUUGAGCGAGUUUUUAUUAUUAUCACGCCCUGCUUCAGUCAACUGCCCCCGAUGCCCAUGAUGGCUCAUGGUCCCUUGGCAUUAGUUGCCCAGGAACUUCCUUAUGCAACGGCACGGAUCAUCCAUUGAAUUAGCUAAAUACAAAAACCUUGAGAGUUCAUCGGUAACGCGCAUAGAAUUCGGUAAAAAUUAUAACUAACGUUUACUCGGGCGUAGCCAUACAGUCGUACCAAAGAGAGAUUUAGAAUUUUCUUGCUCAAAGUAUUUAUUCUGACAUGAGACAAAGCAAGGCGAUUAUUCCGAACACGAUGAAUAGGUGGGGUGUAGUGAUUAGCUUUCAUGAAAAAAUAUAAGCAUAGCAGACUAUUCGUUUUCAAUAUUUUUACGAAAGCUGGUCGACUUUAUUGCAUAAGAUGUAAAUAGGGUCUAGGAAUAGGACUGGCAGAACACCGGUCCGAAAUAUGAAUCGAACUUUUAAAUAAGUAUUCACUGAAAUGUGUCAUGUACGCUCACGAGUUCAAAUGUUUUGGUGAAAGUUCAUGUAUCAUGCUGAUGUUGUCAUAUUCACGUAAUAGGCGUCGUGUGUAUUUCGCAGCUGUUUACAGCUAUUCCACAGCGUGCCUUAAUUAUGUUUUUAAAAAUUGGGCCCGCUUACAUUAUCAGCAGUCUUCUUCGCUUUAUUUUUUGGCAACAGCGGCGUCCGAGCAAUGUUAUUGCGAUUUUACUACUUGCCACAAAAAUGAACAAAGUCAUCGCAUUAUAUUUGUACAGUGUGUAUAUGUGCUUUACUGUAUAUCCUAUUUUUACUGAGCCUCUGACAAGCGCCAAUUUUUGCGUGAAACUUGCACAUGCCCUUUCUCUGAGACGUGAUUUCGAAACAGCAUGCCAUUUAUUGAUAUUGUAAAUAUAUUAAAAUAUUUGAAAACAA